UCCUCUUCAUCCUUCCACACACAUUCACCACUUUCUUGUUCAUUCAAUUAAAAGUAUUUCACACAGAAUAGUAACCAUGGCAUCUUCCAACUUGAGCUUGAAACUUCUGAUAGACAGCAAAACCAGCAAAGUCCUGUUUGCCGAAGGAGGCAAAGAUGUGGUUGAUUUUCUCUGCAGCAUUCUCUCCUUGCCUGUUGGGACUGUAAUCAGACUCCUCAAGAAACAAGGAAUGGUGGGUACACUUGGAAAUCUAUAUCAAAGCAUAGAGGAUUUGAAUGAUACGUAUCUGCAGCCAGACCAGAGCAAGGACACUCUGUUGAUGCCCAAAGUUGCCAACUCUGCCACAGACCUGCCUCUCUUGUUGCCCAAUCUUCAAUCAACUAAGGCGAAUAAUCUUUACAGGUGCAAUCGCAACAGCUACAGCAACUGUCGUAUGUAUGUGUCUGGUGAUCCAACUGCUGUCUGUCCUCAAUGCAAGUACCUCAUGGACACAGAGGCGACCUAUGUCGACAAACCCAAUAAGGGAUCAUCGUCUGCUGAAGGUGGGUAUGUGAAAGGGGUGGUGACAUACAUGAUAAUGGAUGAUCUAGCAGUGAAGCCAAUGUCUACGAUUUCCAGUGUUACUAUCCUCAACAAGUUCAAUGUCAAGGAUGUAGGUGCUCUGGAAGAAAAGGAGGUCAAUCUGUCUAUGGAUGAGGGUCUGAAGUUGUUGAAGGCUUCUUUGCUGACCAAGACUGCGCUUACUGAUGUUUUUCUUGGACAGAAGGAGUCUGAAGUUGAAUACUCCUUGGCUGACUUGGACUGCGCUGACUGAUGUUUUUCUUGGACAGAAGGGGUUUUAAGUGAGUUGGGCAUCUCAUUUUGCAUACCUAUUAGUUAACUACUUCAAGUACGAUAGUUGGGUCUGUAUGUACCUCCAUGAAGAUAUUUGUUUGGUGUUGUGUGUUUGCUUAUGCGACUGUGUUUGAUUGUCUAUCUUAGACUUUAUUUCUGCUGCUGCCUUUCUCAUGUUUCUGUUAAUUAGUAAAGUUUGUUGUUAAAGAAAAAAUCUCUCCAUUCCUGGA
Molecule: messenger RNA, 1064 nt
Organism: Tripterygium wilfordii
Lineage: Eukaryota; Viridiplantae; Streptophyta; Magnoliopsida; Celastrales; Celastraceae
Exons: 2
Coding region: 77-814 (245 amino acids)
Source: RefSeq, a predicted model, not a curated record